Prorocentrum cordatum is the source of this 663-nucleotide messenger RNA. Lineage: Eukaryota; Dinophyceae; Prorocentrales; Prorocentraceae. The record is from the annotation of a GenBank genome assembly.
AUGGCAGCGGGCCCUGUCGCUGCUCAGCAAGAUGAAGGAGACGGAAGUAGAACCCGACGUCACGAGCUACUGCGCUUUGAUCAGCGCGUGCGGGAAAGGGGAGCAAUGGCAGCGGGCUUUGUAUCUGCUCAACGAGAUGCGGGAGGCGAAGGUGGCGCCCGACGUCGUAAGCUACAGCGCCGGGGUCAGCGCGUGCGAGGUGGGCAAACAAUGGCAGCAGGCUUUGGCGCUGAUCAGCGACAUGUCGCAGGCGACGUUGGAGCCGCACUCUGCUACAGCGCUGGGAUCAGCGCGUGCGAGAAAGGCGAGCAAUGGCAGUUGGCGCUGCUGCUUCUCAGCGAGAUGCUCGAGACGAAGAUGGAGCCCGACGUCAUACGUUACAGCGCUGGGAUCAGCGCGUGCGAGAAAGGAAGGCAGUGGCAGCUGGCCCUCUGGCUUGUCAGCGCGAUGCGGGAGGAGAGGCUGAGACCCGACGUCGUGGGCUACAAUGCAGGGAUCAGCGCGUGCGAGAAGGGCGAUCAGUGGCAGCGGGCCCUGUCGCUGCUCGGCGAGAUGCGGGAGCGGGUGUUGCAGCCCGACGUCGGCCUACAGCGCUGGGAUCAGCGCGUGCGAGAAGAGCGGGAAGUGGCAGCAGGCCUUGUCGCUGCUCAGCGAGAUGCGUAG